UGACGCCCGAGGAUGGCGGCGGCGGCGGCGGCGGCGGCGGCGGCCUUGGCCGCGGCCCGGAGAGGGUCAGCACAGCCGCCGAGACGCCGAAGAGCCCGCCGCCCGCGCGAGGUGUAGACGGGACGCUGCCUGCAGAGCAGGUCCUGCCAGCCUUGCUGGAGAGGAUGCCCCCGUGUCCGUGAUGGGCUGUGGGACAAGCAAGGUCCUUCCUGAGCCGCCCAAGGAUGUCCAGCUGGAUCUGGUCAAGAAGGUGGAGCCCUUCGGUAGCACUAAGAGCGAUGUGUACAAGCACUUCAUCACGGAGGUGGACAGUCUCAUUCCACCCAAAGCCGGGCUCCCAGCAGCCGACCAGUAUGGAGGCCCCUGUCCCGGGGCCCUCACCACCACCGGCCCCACAGAACCUCCUUCUGAACCACCGCGCAGGACCAGGGUGGCUAAGUACAGGGCCAAGUUUGAUCCGCGAGUGACAGCCAAGUAUGACAUCAAGGCCCUGAUCGGUCGAGGCAGCUUCAGCCGAGUGGUGCGUGUGGAGCACCGGGCCACCCGGCAGCCGUAUGCCAUCAAGAUGAUCGAGACCAAGUACCGGGAGGGACGGGAGGUGUGUGAGUCGGAGCUGCGCGUGCUGCGCCGCGUGCGCCACGCCAACAUCAUCCAGCUGGUGGAGGUGUUCGAGACGCAGGAGCGCGUGUACAUGGUCAUGGAGUUGGCCACCGGGGGCGAGCUCUUCGACCGCAUCAUCGCCAAGGGGUCUUUCACGGAGCGCGACGCCACCCGGGUGCUGCAGAUGGUGCUGGAUGGCGUCCGCUACCUGCACGCGCUGGGCAUCACGCACCGAGACCUCAAGCCUGAGAAUCUGCUCUACUACCACCCGGGCACGGACUCCAAGAUCAUCAUCACCGACUUCGGCCUGGCCAGUGCCCGCAAGAAGGGCGAUGACUGCCUGAUGAAGACCACCUGUGGCACGCCCGAGUACAUCGCCCCCGAGGUGCUGGUCCGCAAGCCCUACACCAACUCCGUGGACAUGUGGGCUCUGGGUGUCAUCGCCUACAUCCUGCUCAGUGGCACCAUGCCCUUUGAGGAUGACAACCGCACCCGGCUGUACCGGCAGAUCCUCAGGGGCAAGUACAGUUACUCGGGGGAGCCCUGGCCCAGCGUGUCCAACCUGGCCAAAGACUUCAUUGAUCGCCUGCUGACGGUGGACCCCGGAGCCCGCAUGACCGCCCUGCAGGCCCUGAGGCACCCGUGGGUGGUGAGCAUGGCAGCCUCCUCGUCCAUGAAGAACCUGCACCGCUCCAUCUCACAGAACCUCCUGAAACGCGCCUCCUCGCGCUGCCAGAGCACCAAGUCGGCCCAGUCCACGCGCUCCAGCCGCUCGACGCGCUCCAACAAAUCCCGCCGCGUGCGGGAGCGGGAGCUGCGGGAGCUCAACCUGCGCUACCAGCAGCAGUACAACGGCUGAGCCGCGCGGCUGCAGCUCCUCCUCGGGCGGGGGCCGGUGGGACAGAGGGCGCCCCCGAACGGGGAGCCUGGCCUCCGGUCUCUCGCACAGCGAAGGGGCACAUCGGGCCGAGUAGAGGGCACGUGGGUUCUGGUUCCAGGGCUUUUGGGGACAGUCGCUUCUGGAACCCCCCUCCUCCAUCAAAGCCUGCCUUCCUGGCCCCCACAUUCCGUGGCCUUCUUACCAAAUUAAGCUCGUGCCUUGGCUGGGAUCUCAGACCCUGGCUAGAUCCACCCCCCACCCCCCACCUCCCGGUCAGGAUCUGUCUUCCUUCCUGGUGCCCCCAGGAACCUUUUCUGACCCUGGCACUUACCAGGAAGGGGCGGUGGUAGGGACCGGGGUCCUUGUGGACUGUGUAGCCCUGUGGGUGCUGUGCUCCAGGCACCGUCCUCGCUCGUGCUGUGAGAGUCCCUGCUCCAGCCCACCUCCCUCAGUGCCUUUGCUGUCUUGUUUGGUUGCAUUCGGGGAGGUGGGGAGGGGCACACCUGGCAGUGCUUAGGGGCUGCUGCCAACAUGGUCCUUGAGGAUCCCUCCCUGGUGGUGCUAUGGGAACCGUGGGGUGCUGGGGAUCCAGCCUGGGCCCUCUGUGUGCAGAGAAUGCACUCAGCCCUUUGAGCUAGCUCCCUGGCCCCCUCUGUGCCUUCACCAAACCCAUCGCACCCAUUUCCCCCACCCUGCGGAUGCCUGUUCUAUUCCCUAGGUGCCUCCAUCCCAACCUGAGGGGAAUUAACGGGAGCCCCACUGCUGCUACCUGGAGGGGAUGGUGGCACCUGGGGCCGAGACAGCGAGCCAGGUAUUCCCAGACAGCUGUUGGGAUUCCAGCGGGACUCCCCGUGCCCACCGCCCCUUUCAAGCCUUCCCACGGCGGUCUCUGUAGCUGCACAAGGGCGCCAUCUAGUGUCUGGCACAAGUAGGGCAGCCUGCACGUCCCGCCUCCCCCCCACCCCCUCCGAGAGGAAGUGGGAAGGAAGAGGCAGCUGCACCCGGGAAGGGCAAGGGCGCUGCUGCCCAGCACCUCCCCACCAUUCCCCCCACGCCCCCCCCUUCUGCGCAGCUCCCCUGGAACUUAGCCAUACUGUGUGACCUGCCUCUGAACCCUGAGUGCCUGGGCCCGGCCCAGCCUGUCUCCGCUUCCUUUCACAGCACUGACCUGUCAGUCUGGGUCCUGCUGGAUCUCGGGCUGGAGGGACCCCCCAGGGAGGGGGGUGGCACUGGGUGACUGCUUUCCCAGAGGCCUGAGCCAGACCAGUCCCCUGUCUGCCACGGUGUCUCCCCCUUCCUCCACCCCGUCCCCCCAAACCGGGCUGGAACCCACGCCCCCUCCACAGCUGCUCUGUAGGAGAGAGCCAGCUGGAACCUUCGCCAGAUCACUGGCCUCCCCUCCGCCACCACUUUUUCCAUGUGCCACCUUUUGUGGGAAAUCAAGCCAAAGAGACCACUCUGGGCCAAGUCUACUGUGCCUGAUACAUCCCGACACCCCCCAGUUCUGUCCGGGCCCCCAAGCCCCACGAUCUCAGAACUCCCCCUAGUGCCUGGGUUCUUCCCUCUGAUUCUGUGGCAGGACACAGGGGUUUGGGGACUUGGGCCUCUGAGAGGCCCACCUGGGCCUUCACACGGGGGCCAUGGCUGGAGAAUGUGCAGUUAUUUAUUUUGUGUACUCAGUUGGUAAAUGUACCCUCAAUAAACAGGCCACCUUCCCCCAGGGAAGUGUCCACUCCA
Molecule: messenger RNA, 3217 nt
Organism: Sorex fumeus (smoky shrew)
Lineage: Eukaryota; Metazoa; Chordata; Mammalia; Eulipotyphla; Soricidae
Gene: PSKH1
Product: protein serine kinase H1
Exons: 3
Coding region: 182-1459 (425 amino acids)
Biological process (GO): protein phosphorylation
Molecular function (GO): ATP binding; protein kinase activity
Source: RefSeq, a predicted model, not a curated record